Molecule: messenger RNA, 1287 nt
Organism: Colletotrichum destructivum
Lineage: Eukaryota; Fungi; Ascomycota; Sordariomycetes; Glomerellales; Glomerellaceae
Product: Putative oxidoreductase FAD/NAD(P)-binding, Globin-like superfamily
Exons: 1
Coding region: 1-1287 (428 amino acids)
Biological process (GO): cellular response to nitrosative stress; nitric oxide catabolic process
Cellular component (GO): intracellular anatomical structure
Molecular function (GO): oxygen binding; heme binding; nitric oxide dioxygenase [NAD(P)H] activity
Source: RefSeq, a predicted model, not a curated record
AUGGGCCUCACGCAAGACCAGAUCAACAUCGUCAAGUCGACGGCGCCCGUGCUCAAGGUGCACGGCGAGACCAUCACGACGCUCUUCUACAAGGACAUGAUCGACUCGCACCCGGAACUCAAGAACGUCUUCAGCAUGCGCAACAUGGCCUCGGGCGAGCAGCCGCGCGCCCUCGCCCAGUCCGUCCUCGCCUACGCCACCUACAUCGACGACCUGCCCAAGCUCAAGGCCGCCGUCGAGCGCAUCGCCCACAAGCACGCCUCGCUGUACAUCCGCCCGGAGCAGUACGACAUCGUCGGUACCUAUCUCAUGAAGGCCAUCGGCACCGUCCUCGGCGACGCCCUGACCCCGGACAUCGCCGCCGCCUGGACCGCCGCCUACGCCCAGCUCGCCCAGGUCUUCAUCGGCCGCGAGGCCGAGAUGUACCGCGAGGCCGGGCCCUGGACCGACUGGCGCAAGUUCAAGAUCGUCCGCCGCAUCGACGAGUCCGACUCCGUCACCAGCUUCCACCUCGCCCCCUCGGACGGCAAGCUGCCGCUGCCCAAGUACCUCCCGGGCCAGUACAUCUCCGUGCGGGUCCCCGUGCCCCAGCUCGGCGGCAUCACCCAGCCGCGGCAGUACAGCCUCAGCGACGCCGCCGCCUCGACGGCGGGCGAGUACUACCGCAUCAGCGUCAAGCGCGAGGCGACGGUCGUCGACGCGCCCCAGGACGACGUUAGCAAGGGCCUCGUCCCGGGCCUCGUGUCGAACCUGCUGCACAAUGACUACCGAGUCGGUGACGAGGUCGAGGUGUCGCACCCGCAGGGAGACUUCUUCCUCGACACGGCGCAGGCGCGCGCCGACAAGGCCGACGCGCCGCUCGUGCUGCUCUCGGCCGGCGUCGGCGCCACGCCGCUCAUGGCCAUCCUCAGCACGGUGCUCGGCCCGGAGUCCGACACGCCGGACCGGCCGGUGAAGUGGGUGCACGCGGCGCGCAACAGCGGCAGCCUCGUCUUCGCCAAGCACAUCCGCGGGCUGACGCGCGAGCGGGCCAACCUCAGCGCGCACAUCUUCCUCAGCGAGGUGCAGCCGGGCGACGAGAAGGGCCGCGAGUACGACUACGAGCAGCACCUCGACCUGACGAAGCUGCCGCGCGAGGAGCUCGGCCUCGGCGACGCGAGGACCGAGUACUACGUCUGCGGGCCGCGGGACUGGAUGCUCAAGGUCCGGCUGGUGCUCGAGGGCCUGGGCGUCGAGAGGGAGAGGGUGAAGCUGGAGCUGUUUGCGACGGGUGACGUCGAGCAGUGA